This is a messenger RNA of Sitodiplosis mosellana (orange wheat blossom midge), 837 nucleotides long. RefSeq lists its product as uncharacterized. Lineage: Eukaryota; Metazoa; Arthropoda; Insecta; Diptera; Cecidomyiidae. The transcript has 2 exons. The record is from RefSeq and is a predicted model, not a curated record. Bases 167 to 562 code for a protein of 131 amino acids.
CGAACAUGUAAAUCGGUUGAACCAGCGAUUUUACAAUCAAAAUUACCGUAACGCCACUGACAACAAGGACGUCGAAUUGUAUGGAAAAAAUAUCGAGAAGAAAUUUGGACGUUUCCGGAGCGAUUUGGGGCGCAUUAAAUUUGUUCAGGAACACCUGAAUGAUCACAUGGCUGCAAUGUUUCCGAACUGCGACGGUUCAGCGAAGGUAAUGGCGCCCAGUCAAACUCCACCCAUUGAUGAUGAUAACGUUGAUGAUCGUCCAGCAAAACGGCCACGUCUGUCAACUGAUACCGCUGAAAAUCCAAAUGAUGGUUCGACAAAGGCUGUCGCAAUAAUUAAGCACAUGCAACUUAUCGAGCGUGAAAUAACAGAACUUGAAAAUGCCAACCACUUAAAGGCCCAGCAAAUGUUGGAUGAAUUGAAUCGUUCAAAAGGAGCACUUGCUGUUGCCCAUGAAGUUAAUCGGAAAUUGUCUUCGGAGCGGGACGAAGCAAAGCAAGCGGUGGUUAAAGCCAAUGAAGUAGCAGCAAAAAGUGCAGAAUUGAUCAAGACAAUGAAGUAGAAAAAUGAGAAAUUGGAGGAAAACAUUGAGGUUUAUAGACAAAAGAUGGAUAGGGCAAUAGCAGAUAAGGAAACAGCCGAAGAAAAUUUAAAAAAGGUAACGCAGACACACAACGAUGAAAAGGAGGCUUUAAGGGCACAGCUCAUUAACGAUGGCUGGAAUAAAUGAUCGAAACUGCAAACAAAGUUGCAAAAGGAGCACAGCAAAGAAUUGGAUCAACUUCGCGAACAAUACGAAAAACAGUUGGAAUGCGAAAAGAAUCGUGUUUCAAUCGA